UACGAAAUCUCAGAAGCACGUACCUCUCUGUCCGCUAUUCCCUCACAGGACGUCCCGAAAGACACUGGGAAGCAGGACGGCUAUGUCCUCCUGCUGGUCCUCCUGUCCAUCUUCAUCGGGGGGACGCUGGUCCUGCUCUCCGGCCUGCUGGUCAUCUGUCGGCGGUGCUGUGAGGGAGACCGCCGCUACUCCAGGGCCAGCGAUGAUCCUGAGAAGACCAACACCACCUACCUGGAAGACCUGCAGCCCACCCAGGAGAUCACCAUCAAGGUGGACGAGUCGGACUGUCUGUCCUCCUCCAGCUGCCAUGACAACGAGACCGAGCGCUUCCUGUCCACUGCCGCCACGGGCCGGCGCGUCUCCUUCAACGAGGCCUCGCUCUUCGACCAGGGCAGGAAGACUCAGGAGAAGGGCCGCAGGUACACCCUCACAGAGGGGGACUUCCACCACCUGAAGAACGCCCGGCUCACCCACCUGCACCUGCCCCCGCCCACCCUCAAGAUCGUCACCAUCCACGAGUGCGAGUCCUCCGAGAACACCAUCGCCACGGCGACGCGCCCUGCCUCCAGGUCCAGCCUCUCCAUCUUCCAGCCCUCGGUGUGCCCGCUGCCCCAGACUGCCCUGACCAGCCUGGCGGUCAGCCCCAGCUCGGCCCUCCCUGGAGACGCCCUCAACUCCGUCGUGGACACCAGCUUCACCGAGAAGCCCCCCUCUCCACCAGGCAGCCCGGCGGCCCGCGGGGACGAGGAGAGGGAGCACAGCGGGCGGAAGAGGCCUCUUCCCUCUGGCUCCCCGGCGUUACGCGACAUCAAUGCUCCGGCUAUCCAGAGCCUGGGCUAUCUUGCUGGCUGGAUGACCAAGGGCUGUAGCUCCUUUUCUGACACCGUGUGCCUGCAGCGGUUAAAUGCCCACCUGGGUGAAAGUGCGGUCUGCUUCACGCGGCGCCCAACCAUUUCCGCAGGGUCUCCCAAGAGACGCCAGUUCCAGCGGCAGAGGGCAGCCAGCGAGAGCAUGGACCAGGAGGAGCACGAGGCCCACCACAUCGACAUCAUCCAGUACAUCGCCCGCACGCACAACGUGGCGUACCGCCCCCCCAGCGCUGGCGCCGGCCUGCUGCCGCCCUCAUCCUCGCCACCACCCUCCCUCGGCAGGUUAGAGACGGUGGAGGUGGUGCUGGAGGCGGGAACCGGCGUGAUGGCCCCUCCCCUGGCCCCGCCCCAGGGGGAGGAGGGGGCGGGCUGUGGGCGGGAGGGCUCCGAGCACCAGACCAUCUACCGGGACAUCUGGACCCUGCGCGCCUCGCUGGAGCAGUACGCCUCCUCCGACCAGAGCAGCAACAACGACAGGGAUUCCGUCCGGAGCGACGCGGAUAGCGUGUGCUCGCUGGGGGGCGGCGGGGACAGGGGGGGGCUGCCCAGCUACCCUUCGCAGGACAUCGAGGACGAGCUGGAGGCGGAGCUGGAGCCGGGGGCGGAGAGGGAGGGAGGGGCCAAGCAGGGCAGCGUGGACUCGGAGAGGGGCAGCGACGGGGAGGCGGGGAACCGGAAGCUGCUGCAGAUGGACAGCGGCUACGCCUCCAUCGAGGCCCCCCCCCGCGCCCCCGAGGAGCUGCGGCUGUUCGGCAGCGCCGGCGCCGGCGGGAAGGACAAAACGGCCUCGGAGAAGAGGCGCUUCUUCACCAGCGCGGGGCGCAAGGGCACGGUGUGCGAGAGCUUCGAGGAGCGGCUCUUCGACGAGGAGCUGGAGGAGGAGUCGGCGGGCAGCGGCGCCGAGCAGGAGAGCCCGCUGGGGUGGUCCCCCUACGGGCGGAUGUUCGGCGCCCAGUCGCCCCCGCCGCCGCCGCCGCUGCCGCCCCCCCUGCCCCGCCGGGACUACAGCAUCGACGAGAAGACGGACGCGCUCUUCCACGAGUUCCUGCGCCACGACCCGCAGUUCGACCAGCCCGACUCGCCCCUGCGGGCCAAGCACCGGUCCCGCGCCCACCUGCGCAAGGCCUGGCAGCGCGCCAAGCAGUACAGCGACCCCGGCGUGCGCUUCCCCCCAGCCUUCGAGAGGCACCGCACCCCGCUGCGCCGCGGCGACAGCGUCAACUGCCCGCUGGACGCCCGCUACCACGGCACCCUGCCCCGCAUCGUGGGCUACGGCCCGCAGACCCUCGUGGCCGAGCUGACGGACAAGCUGGCGGCCGGCCUGGAGGAGCGCCUGUACGCCGGCCUCCGCGGCGCCCGGGAGAGCUCGGAGUGCGCGGUGGCCGUCGCGCACGCCUCUCCCGACCACAGCCCAGUGUAGCAUGACUCCAGCCCCCUCUCGUCCGCUGUACUGCCUUCCAGACCUACCGCCCGGCUCCCAGAAGCCCCUCGGCUCAGCCCCGGGCCAGGCCCCGCCCAGGGAAAGAGGUACGACACGCAGAGCGCCUUCAGCCUCGCCGUUUAGACUCCGACGGCUGUAGAGAAGCUACCUAACUUGGAUGAACUGCUCUUUAGUUUAGGGGUUGCAAAAUCGGCUUACUCCAUAGGUGGAUAAUAGACCAGCUGCUCUUGUGCUGAGAAAGUACUAAAGAUAGUUGGCAAACCUCCUCCUGCAGUUGAGGUUGGGGCAAGGGGAGCAGCUCGGGCUGUGUUCAGGAACGGGGCUUUGUUACCAGCGAUGAGCUUACAGCAGGAGUUGUGCAAUGAUCACCAUUCCGUCACUCUGUUCGAGAAAUAUUCCAUUGAAGGUUUAGGAACAGCUUUUGCCACCCCUAAUCUAAAGUGGUACCACUAAUUCCUUGUCCGGUUUUCUUGCCUGCGUUUCUGUUAAGUCACGGUUUCCUUCCACAACCAAUGUCCUCCACUGACUUGUACCUGCACUUAACACGGUCAUUUGCCUUGACGAACGAUGCCAACUCCUCCCAAAUUCUUAUUUCUGCAUUCCGUUUUUUCCAGUAAGGUAAUCAAGGCUUUCUAACCUAUGUGCCUUCUGCACUAACAACCCCACUGUGAAACAGGGUGCUAUCAGUCCUGUCCACACUACUUUACUGGGUAAGACGAGGUGCAAAACUCCUGUCCUGGAGUCCACAGGGUCUUUGUAAUGCCAGGUUAACGUACUCCCAAUUUCCGCCAGUUGUGAAGAAAAGAAAUCCUUCUUUUUAAUGUCCUACUGCACACAAGUGCUUUAGGUGAAACUGGGUGUGUAUGUGAAAUGUGUGCAGUUAGAUACAGGCUGAGUCUCACGCAGUAGGCACCCCUAGGGGGCGAGGGGGGCAGGUCGUACUUAGUAGUCUGUGCAGGCUGCCAGCAGGCCCUCUUGGGAAGACGGAUCUGAGUUGCACAGAAGUCAGAGUGAGGAGAUCAGGUCCGGGGGCCAUGUUUGAUGCAAAGCGCACUGGUACAAGGAGCCAGAGGACAUCCACUGCAUCCCAGGGCCAGGAGUUUGGCACCGCCUCUGGGCUCUUCUCUUCCGUGUUUCGGUGAACACGCCGAGUCAAGUGACUCUUGCAAACUGCUUGUGUUUGGGUUUUAAUUUCCUUUCCUUUAACAACAACAACAACAACAACAAAAAGUCUUCAAUCCCUGGUGGUUUUCUGGGUGGGCCAAUUUAAACAGGGAACUGCAAAGGAAAACGAAAGCCGAAUUAAAUUUCUUCUUUAUGGGUCGUCUUAUCCUGCUUUGAGGAAAUUCUGCCUGGAUGUGUGGCAGCAGAGUCUCAUGUGUCCUGUUGUGGCCACAUGGCAGGGUUGAAUAGUUCCUUAUGAAGGUGUCGCCUUAUCAAUUUUUCUAUGGGUCUCAGUUUGAAUGGAAAUCUGCCAAGAUCCCGGGAUCAAAAUCAAUUGAUCAAUAGGUUACAGGAAAUGUUUUUGUGCUCCUAUUCAGCAUGGUUCCUUUCUGUUGCUCGUUGAGUUCUAACACUGGUUCUUUUUUGUGCCAAAAAUAUCUCCCCUACAUUUUCUUAAAGACAUUAAUUAAUAGACAGUGUUAUCUUGGCUCGUCAGUUUUUCUCUGCAUUUCGAUAUGCGUUGUCUUCUGCUGUAUGUGCCAACAAUAAGCAUAUUCUGGAAGGAAAGAUUAUUAUUACAAGGGAUAUGUUCAAAUGUUUUAAAAACUGAAAGCUUUGCACUCAUAAAUGCAUUUUUAAAUAUCAGAUCCUCAUCUGUUCCAAAGAGUUGUCUGUAUAGUAGGUUACUCCACCCUCCUCAGAAACUCCCAAGUGUAUAGUUCUGGCUGGAGAACUCAAAGAAGCUCAUGACUUAAUUAAGUGCCCUUGCUCUUUAAUUGUUUGGUGAGGAGGUGGGUGGAAAUAGAUCUGUCUUCAUGGGAACCCAGACAGGCAGAAAAACAAGACCAUCUUUGAAUCCCACUGAAGCAGUACCUGAAUUGAAAAAUGUCUUUCCCUGAAGCUGCAUUCCAAUGGGAAUUUUGGUCAGUUUCAAGAGCUUGUAUGGCACAUUAAAGCAACUAGGAUUUACCCACAACGAGAAAACAAUCCGUAACAUUUCAGUGCUGGUAAAAUAUCGGUGAGGGUCAUUAUACUCAUAAUAAAAUGCAGAAACCCCCUCAUCUCUUGCUAGAUGAGCUGACUCUAUGGCACAGUUACUAGGGCUUCCACAAAGGCCGAGAUCAGGUUGGUGCUGCCAAACAUUUUGAAAAUCUUUUUUUUUUCAAAAAAAGGGCAAACAUUUCUCAUCGCAGGGUCAUCUGCAGCCACAGAGCGAGACCUCGUUUACAACACUGUGUACAAUUUCAAUCACCACAUGACAUUACACAAAACACUGAUGCUCUCGGUACAUACCCAGGCUAAGGGGUAUCUCUGGCGCUAAAAGGCUAAAGAAGUUGAGUCCUUCUAGACUAUGGGGAACUUGGUCUAAGUAUUUAAAAUCCUUAAAGGCAAAGGCAACUUAAUGGACAACAGUGAAACAAACCAGUGGACACAAGUUCAUGCAUAGGAAGUGCAUUUAAAACUUAAUGGGAGACUUUACACAAAGGGUUGGGGGAGUCUGGAACGAGUUACCUAGUCAUGCUGUCAAAAGCUGCUACCUUGACUUUUUUCCAAGACGGGCUUGCAGGAGGUCCUCAGAUCAAUUAGCAAUUAGCAGCCAAAACGAGCUAAAUGUGUCAAAAGGCCUUCUCUGGUUUGGAAAGUUUCUGAUGUCCUAAUGUGGAGACUCCUAAGCUCCCAGGAAACGUAUGAGAGAGAAACUCUCGAGCUUUCCACUGCUCACCACUGGCUCAGACACAGAUCUUAAUUCGGGCUAAACUGCACAGCUUCGUUUCUUUGUUCCAGUGCUGCUUGUUCUUGAACAAGGCUAGCUGUGCUCCCUAAGAAACUUUAGAUUAAUGCUGAAUAAAAUGAAGAGCCUCCUUCAGAUGCAUUACGGCACUUUAAAACAAAUCUCAGCUCUUGAAGAGCUGUAGGAUCACUGCUGCACUUCAGUCAAAAAAAGAAUGUGUUAUAUUCUGAAUUAGUCCCAACUGUGAUGCCUUAUACAAGCUCUGCAGCACCAUCUCUAAAGCAAUUCAAUUUCGUGAUCUGUGUCGCUGUCAACAGUCUCUAAUACUAUCACAAAUGGCUUUAGGGAUCCUUCAGGAGACAUGCUGAAUAGGGACUGGGAAAAUUAUUUCUAACUGCAAACUUCAGCACAGUUCUUAUUCAUCACUGUGUUCCUUGCGGGCAAUGUAGGGAAGAGGAGCAGACCGAUGUUCCUAAAGUUAAUAACAGACCUAGCACUUGGAGAGAAGUCUGUUCGCAGUCUUCGAACAAUUUUGUGCUGAAAAAAACAUUUUUAAAAAAAAAAACAGAUCUAAAACUCCCUCGUUUUGCUAAGCAGAAGGAGACAAUUUCUGAAUGUAAGAAUAGUAUGGGAAUUCAAAUUCUCAGUAUAGCGUUUUUUUUUUUAAAAAAAAGCUCAUUUUCACUGUAUUUGGUUUCACUUUGAAUCGCUUCACACUGGAGAACGACUGUUCUGUCCUUGACAUCAUUCAAAUUUCGAACACAUCUCAAUGUAACAAUACCACCUAACUCAGCUUUGAAAUGGCCCGUUAUCAGCCUGGCCUAGAUCUGACCUAGCCCCUAAGUAAGUUUUUUUCCCAUGCACAUGACCUGAAACAAAACCCACACGCUACGCUGAUUAAAUUUAGCGUCCUUGGGGCCUGUUUCUGAGAUCGCGGUACUGCCGGCUCUGGUUUGUGCCUUUCAGUAUGGCAGGAACAGCACCAAGGCCAAAGUCGUGCCAUUGGGAGAACAGAGAGGCGUCCCGUCGUGGAAACUUGUAAAGACAGCACUUGCACUCUUACCGAACGGUUUCAUCCAACAGCUGCAGAGAGAUCUUCCUUCUAGAAUCCAGUCUGUGCUUCCAGUUGUGACUUUGGUUCCAGACAGCUUCAUGCUACCAUCACGCAGUCUCAAGAGGAAAGCCUGCUACACAGCUACAGCUGUGCGCACCAGGAGGACAGCACAGCUCCAAAGUACUGCAGUGCUCACGAACAGCACCAAUACUGCCGGCCAUUAUUCUGAAUGUUUUUUUAUGACAAUAGGGGUGGGGGGUGGGAGACAUGGGGUGGGGAAACGGUUUCUUUUUCUUUACUGCUCAAAUAGCAUUCAGGGGGCAAAAUGGCAGCUUUUCAGAUCCCUGCGAAACUGUGAGAACAUGGAGAAGAGCUUCUUCUAUCUUCCUUUUCCAGAACAUUUGACAGCGUGCUUCCCCUUUCCCCCUCGCACAUCCAAAGCCAAAAAAAAAACCAUUUUUCUUUUAGAAUUUAUAUCCCUCCCAGCGAAGAGGAGGAUGGGUUCAUGAAGGGAACAAAUGAACCCAUCUAAUGCCUGUUACUGCAUUCGUCCAAACCCACUCGCUCUGUGUCCCGAUUCAUGCUGUUUCCGCAUCACUCAUGACAUACAGUAUCUCCUCUGAGCUUCUGGUCGGACGUCUCCCCCAGCACCUGGUAACACAGACAGUUCAGAGGACUCCUGUUAUAUCACUCUCGAACCAUGAGCCUGAGUCCUCUUGGACAUCCAGCUCUCCACAGCGACAGGCGAUUCAAGUCUCAGUGGAGCCCAGCUGAGGAGCCAUUCUCUAGGUGUGGCUGACACUCUUAACAGAAGCCCAGUAACCACUUAUCAAUAAACGACGUGUAAAGAUUGAUUUUACUCUGUCCUGUGAUAUAUAGCAGUGGCCUGCUGCAGAAGGUAAAUUAGUUUAUUCUCAUUAGGUAGAGACUUAAUUAGGGACCGGCUGCCCGUAAUUAAGUAGUAAAAUCAGUUUUGUCAGAACUAGCUAGUUUUUUUUCUAAGAUUUACAGAACCGUAAUAUUGUUCAAGUGAUAUUUUGUAUGGAAUAUAUAUGCUAUUAUUUUGGUUAUAUACAUAGAGAUAUCCUUGCUAUAUAUACAUAUACGAUGGUUAGCAUUGCAUACUGAAAUAAACUUUCUCCGAGACAUGAAUAGAUUUAUGUGAAUUACUGUGUAUAAGAAAUAUAGACAAAAGAUUUUGGGCAUUUUUACUUUUCCAUGAUCACUGAGAAAAUUCCAGACAACGUAGGGCAUUAAUGAUGCAGUUCUUUCCAUGUAAAAAAAGAAAAUCCGUACUGGUAUCCUUAGAUUUUAAAUUCUGUUUGGUUAUUUUUGUUGGUGAUGCCGGCUGAUGAGAUUUUGUGCACAUUUUACUGCCGUUUAUUUUCCGUUUCAAACCUGUUUCUGUGCUCCUGCUUGUAAAAUUGACUUGACUGCUCGUUUCUAAAAGGAAUUCCUUGGGGGGGGGAAACAACUGAAUUCUCCAUUCUUUGGGAAAAACAAAACAAAACAAAACAAAAGUCACUUCUGAACCGCAACCCACAGAACUUUAAGGGACCAAAAAGUGAAAUGUACUUUUAUUUUCAAUCGGCAAAUAAAAGAAUGAAGCAUUAA
Lepisosteus oculatus (spotted gar) is the source of this 7874-nucleotide messenger RNA. The record is from RefSeq and is a predicted model, not a curated record. NCBI's taxonomy places the organism in Eukaryota, Metazoa, Chordata, Actinopteri, Semionotiformes, Lepisosteidae.